GAGGAGGAGGAGGGCGGGGGAGGUGGAGCCGCUUUAUCGAGAGCCCAAGUGGAAAUUUCCCCCUUCAGUUGCCGGCUCCAGCCGCGGAGGAGAGGCCAGCCUAGCCCAGAGCCGCCCGCUUCAUCUCCGACCCGCCAUGUCCAACUACAUCCACGUCCCGCCCGGCUCCCCCGAGGUGCCCAAGCUGGACAUCACCGUCAGCGAGCAGGAGGGGCCCGGCUGCCGCCAAGGCGCCCUGCAGCUCCUGCGCCGCCUGCGGCCCCACUGGAGACCCGAGGAGGUGACGCUGCAGCUGUUCACUGAUGGAAUCACCAAUAAACUGAUCGGCUGCUACGUGGGUGACAUAACAGACGAUGUGGUUCUAGUCAGGAUCUAUGGAAAUAAGACGGAGCUUUUAGUAGAUCGAGAUGAGGAAGUGAAGAGUUUCCGUGUGCUGCAGGCUCACGGCUGUGCACCUCAACUCUACUGUACUUUCAAUAAUGGCCUGUGCUACGAGUUCAUGCAGGGAGAAGCACUGGAUCCAGAGCAUGUAUGCAAUCCAGAUAUUUUCAGACUCAUUGCCAGACAGCUUGCUAAAAUCCAUACUAUUCAUGCACACAAUGGAUGGAUCCCUAAAUCUAAUCUGUGGCUGAAGAUGGGGAAAUACUUCUCUCUCAUACCCACAGAAUUUACAGAUGAGGAAGUAAAUAAAAGGUUUUUAAGUGACAUUCCAAGUCCUCAAGUUCUUCAAGAAGAGAUGGCCUGGAUGAAGGAAAGACUGUCAAAUUUAGGAUCACCAGUGGUACUCUGUCACAAUGACCUGUUGUGUAAGAAUAUUAUUUACAACAAGAAACGAGGUGAUGUGCAGUUCAUAGACUAUGAGUACUCUGGGUACAACUACCUGGCUUAUGACAUUGGAAAUCACUUCAAUGAAUUUGCAGGAGUAAAUGAGGUAGACUACAGCCUUUAUCCUAACAGAAAAUUACAGGAACAAUGGCUGAGAUCUUACCUUGAGGCCUACAAAGAAUAUAAAGGAUUUGGCACAGAAGUCAGUGAAAAAGAAGUUGAAGUUCUAUAUGUCCAAGUCAAUCAGUUUGCACUGGCUUCCCACUUCUUUUGGGGAUUGUGGGCUCUAAUUCAAGCCAAAUAUUCCACCAUUGACUUUGAUUUUCUAGGGUAUGCAAUUGUACGGUUUAACCAGUAUUUCAAAAUGAAGCUGGAGGUCAUGACGUUAACUCUUCCUGAGUAAUGAAGAGGAAGAAACUUGCCAAGUGGAUAAGACAACCCCUGAAUCUUUUCUGAGAACAGAUACUGGAAAAAAAGCUAAACAUUUGUUGAAGUUCUGUAAUGCUCACUUGGUGGUUCUUGCUUUAUAAAUAAUGCCUCUAAACAGUCCUUCAAUGUUAAAUUUAAUAUGAAGAGCAUACAUACUGCUGUUGAUAUAAAACGGAUUAGAAACUUGCUAAAUCUAUAAAAAGUUGUAGAAAUGGCAAUUUAAUCCUUCUUUGUAAUUUAACAUAUGUUGUAUGUGAAUUAUUUAUUAUAAGUUUAACAUGAUUCCAUUGCUGCUUUCAUCAGUUCUUGUAAAAGUUGGGUGCAGACAGUGAAGUUGUUCCAAAGGAUUUGUUUAACAACUUAUUUUAUUGAAGUUGCAUUAACUUAUAUUAAAGAAAACAUGAUCAGAGAAUAUUUUAGAUGUGUACAAGCAAAAUCUGAGUGAUAAUAGACUCGUAAGAUCACCAGUGUGUUGUAACUAGGGAAAAAGGUUAUGAUGAUCUUCAUUUUUUUUUUUCCCCCCCCUUUUUUUUAAGAAAGAGAAAGGUAGCUUUCUAUAUGAUGGUACUUUUAUUUUGUGUGAGAGCCAGACAGCUUGCUGAAAUGAUAAAUAACAUUUUGAUUUUUUUUCUCCUUAAUGUGUUAAGCUGUAGAAAUGUGAAAGUUCUGUGAAGACCAGAUUCUUUGAGGAUAUAUACCAUCAUACCAUUAGAUGGACAAUGCGCCAUCUCUAACUUCUGUGGGAAAGCUGCUUGUUUAUUUAGUGUGCUUUUAAAGCAAAAGACCACUAUUCCAAAUCUAUAUUCCUUUUUGAAACUUGAGUCUAAAUUUGAACACUAUUCUGGUCUCUGUGUUUGAUGUGCUUCAGUGGUAUCUAGCAGACUGGACUAUGGAACUGAAGACUGGUGAACAGAGAUCCUGUUGCACUGGGGAGCAAGACAUUUAGGUUUACAGUUCAUGUGUUGUUGACAUUUUUCUGCUUUGUCAUCUUCUAACCUUGGAUUCUAGUCUUAAAUGCUUGGUCUGGUAGUUGCAAACUCUGGUUAUGUCUUUUUUUUUUUUUGCUUUUGUUUUUCUGUGGCAGCAAAUUACUUUUCAAAGUCUCCAGUUUGAAGGGUAACAUGGAAAAGUAGAUGACUUGAACAAUGGGGCUUUGAUCAUCACACACAUUUUCUUGUUUCUCAAGGCUAUUAUACCGAGAAUGGUCUGGAUUACAAAAUGUGAAUUGAAAAGAAAAUGUUUACUUAAUCAAUGUAUAAAUCUGAGUGGAAAAGAGGCUUUAAAUCUGAAAGGGGGUGAGGGGGGCAGGAGGGGAAGAAACCCACAAGAGAAGAAUCAAACCCAAGGAUGCAGUGUGGGGUUGGGCAGGAGUGUACUCAGCUCUGAUCAUACUCUGAAAAACUUUGCACUUUGGUCACAUAAGUGCCCACAUGUACAAAGUCUGUGUGUGUGCAUAUACACGUGCAAACACAACCUUACCUGAAGAGUAAAUAUUAUGGGGAGUCUGUUGUACAGACUCCAGCAAAGAUAUUUAUUCAAAAUUGCUUUAUGGCACACUGUUGUGUGUGUAUGUGUAUAUAUACACUCACACAUAUAUACAUACGUGCUUUACAAAAGCUUGGAUUGAUUCAGGACAAAGAAAAUUGAUGUGAAUGAAAAAUUUUCACCUUAAAAGACCAUUUUGAAUGGCAUUCUGUUAUUUUACAAAAGCAAGGUUUGGGAUUUUUUUCCUCUUGUUUAUAUUAAUCUGUUUCUUUUUUAUUAUUUCUGUCAAUACUUUAAAAGUCCUAAUACAAAUGGGAGAACUGAUUUUUUUUUUGUAACUUGAAAUUAGAUAACCAUUUUCACUAGCGUUUGUUAGCUGGAGGCUACUAUUCUGGACAAAUUUUCUUGGUAGUUAAAUAGAAACAAAUAGCUAAAAUAGACAUUUAUAUUUCCCUUUGUAGCAGUUUUCAAGGAUGUUGCUAGAGCUCAUGAAAGCACUGAAGACUUUUAAUUUUCUGUACUUUCUCCCUGUUGAUUUUAUUGACAUAUGUUGAAUAAUACCCUGCUGUCUUGGUAGUCCCUUUAAGUUCAGUAAGAUCUGCUUGGAAGUAAGAUUGAUAAGGAUUUUUGAACUCUAAUUACUAUUUUCUUCAAGUGAUGGCUUUAUUUCUGGCAGUGUCGCUUGCUAUUUGUGAAAUAUUUGAGAAAGGCUGUGAAGUUCACUUGGUUCAACACUUGACAGAUCCUAACUUUCCCAACAGUUGGCAAAACACAUUCCCUUUUCAGGUACCAGUACUAUUUAAGUUUGGAGUUAGUGUAAUUUUUUUCAGUAGUAUUUCUUGUUUUCUAGCUCGAGUAGCAAUAACUGUAGGAGCGGCAGCUUGCUUCUGCAGAACCAAAGCUCUUCACGAGUGCAGCUCCAUCUCAUUCUGGUGGAGUGAAGCUCCACCAACUCCCAUAAAAGCACUUUUGAAGCAGACAGUGAAUACUGCGAGCUUUUCCUGAGCCACUUUGAAGAAGCACAAGGAUUAUGGCAGGUUCCAAGGGUUGACUUCGCAGUACUGGUAGGGCCUUUCAUUUUGUGUGUCGAAAUUUCAUUUUACACACUUUCAAUGCUGCUUUGCAUCAGCUUUCUUUCAAGACAAGUGCAGGUUAAAACAAUUCCUGGUAAGUUCAGAGGAAAUACUGUAGAACUUUUUUUUUUUUCUGAAAUGAAAUGCCAGUUACCUUGAGCCUUGUUCCACAUCCGUGUGAGCCAGUAGUGCUUGCUAGGGAGCAUCUACAGACGUGUGAAGUUUGAAGCCGUAGCUUGCAGUAGCAUUGCAGAUUAUAAGGUAGCUUGAAACUGUGAAUACAGGACAUCCUGAAUGUAAAUCAGGUACUAGAGCAGCAAGCCAGACAACGUGUGCUUGUUUCAAUUAAUUUAUCUCAGUCUCUUUAAAAGUAGCAAAGUGAAGAUAUUUGAAGGAGGACAACAAAAAAAUGACUGAGCUCUAGAAACAUCCUGUAGUAGUUUUGACUGUGACUUGCCAAGAAGAUACUCUGUUGCCUUUAUGUUAAGCUAAGGGCAUGAAUGCCAAAAUUAAUAAUUCUUACUGUAGUUAAACCUAUAUUGUAAAUAUAAAGAGGAUUAUUAGUAGUGGCAUUCUUGCACAAAUAGCAUCAAGUCAAUAGACCAUAGUGGCCUGGUUGCUUUUGUAAAGCAGAAUAGUGUGAAUUUUUUUCUUCUCAUUUCUGCAGUCAGAUCUGGCUAAUCCAUUCCUAAUUUCUUAGGUCACCUAAGCGUUAAAGAUUUCUGAGUGAUAACUAGUCUUUUCUCACCCGAUUUUUAAAUUCCUUCAUUUACACUUCUUGUUUUGCAUUUUAGAAGGACUUACCGCAUUUGCAUUAACCAGGUCUGACUGUGUGUGUAUAUACAACAGUGUAAAUAACCAUUUGUAAAUUAGUGUGAAUUGUACUGUAUCUUGCAUUUAUGGACUUGUGUAUUGCAUUGUAUUCUCUCCUAUUUUGUAGAAAUUUUGAUGUAAAGAAGAAAUCUAACUCUGUGUGCGGACUUCUUUUGUUAACUUGGCCUGUAAGAGCAUAAUAGUUUUAUGUUAAGGUAUCCAUUUAUAGCCUUGGGCAUCCAGUGUCUCUUUCUCCCAUUAGCUUUUUUUGACAUCUUGCUCUUGGGAAUGAUUCUGGGAAUAAAGGAAUUUAUACCAAGUA
Molecule: messenger RNA, 4947 nt
Organism: Calidris pugnax (ruff)
Lineage: Eukaryota; Metazoa; Chordata; Aves; Charadriiformes; Scolopacidae
Gene: ETNK1
Product: ethanolamine kinase 1
Exons: 8
Coding region: 137-1228 (363 amino acids)
Biological process (GO): phosphatidylethanolamine biosynthetic process
Cellular component (GO): cytoplasm
Molecular function (GO): ethanolamine kinase activity
Source: RefSeq, a predicted model, not a curated record